GAACUCUUCAUGUACCUUGAACUGGGCGAAUGUGAAAGUAGAAAGCUGACUUGGAUUGGAAUAUGAACUUUUUGAGCAUUGUGUUAUUUGCUGGAAUUGUCAUUGAAGUUUGUGCCAGCAGUGUAGAUACAGGUUACUUUUGGCAAGUGACAGAUUUUCACUAUGAUGCCAAUUAUAGCACAAAGGGAGACCCCCUGAGGAUGUGUCAUGACAUGUCAGGUGGUAGCUAUAGUAACAGUAUCUAUGGAAACUACCACUGUGAUUCACCAUGGAAACUGAUUCAGUCGGCCACGGCAGCCAUGAAGAGAAUCCAUCCAAAUCCAGACUUCAUAUUGUGGACUGGAGAUAGCGUGCCACAUGUGGCAGACAGUGACCUUGACCUACAGAAAGUUCAGAGAAACAUCGGCAAUAUCACACUCCACCUCCGCUUUGUGUUCCCAGACACCAAGAUAUAUCCAGUGCUGGGUAACCAUGACGAGUAUCCCAAAGAUGCAUAUCCCCCCGCCCCAGGGUCUGACUAUUACAAGGGGAUCAUACAAAAUGCUCACUUUGACCAGCUUCUGACAAAUGAUACUGCCAAGCAGUUCUUGACAGGUGGUUAUUACACGACCCUGAUUCACCCUGGUCUGAGGGUCAUGGGUCUGAACACCAAUCUGCUGUACUCCCAGGACAAACUGACCGCCAAUUCAGAUGACCCCGCAGGCCAGUUCCAGUGGAUGGACAACACCCUGACAAAAGCCAGGACGGCCAAAGAAAAGGUAAUUAUCCUCUCCCAUGUUCCUCCAGGAGUUUUUGAGAAGUACAACUCCUUGAUGUGGUUCUACGACAAGUUCAACAUUCGGUACGUCAGGAUCCUACAGAAAUUCUCCGACAUUAUCACAGCUCAGAUUUACGGACAUGAACACACAGACAGCUUCAGAAUUCUGAAAGAUACACAGGGUUCCCCUGUGGGUACCUUAUUUCUGGCCCCUGCUGUGACCCCUUGGAACAGCAGUUUGGCUGGAGUGGGGGCCAACAAUCCCUCCCUCCGACUUUACAUUUACAAUAAAACUGACGGCACAAUCCUCAACUACAAGCAGUACUACUUGGACCUGGCGUCACUGAUCCAUGGAGUAGGAAAUACAAACUGGACCCUAGAGUAUGAUGCCCAGAGGGACUAUCAACUCCCCGACUUGUCUCCAAAGUCAAUGAACAAUUUAGCCGUAUCUUUCAAUCAGGAUAACUCGGCCAUGUUUCUGAAAUACCUGACCUUUAAUUCGGUGAGUCAGACUGUCAAGCCAGGAUGUGAUUCCGUGUGUAAGUUGACUCACGUCUGCUCCAUCACUGAGUUGGAGCUGCUGAAUUUUAAGCUUUGUCAGUCGUCCGAGACCACUCGUACCACCCAGCACCCGGGGCCCACCCCCUCUCACAGACACAGGCGGCCGGUGGGGAAGAUGUAUAUAUACAUCAUUAUAGGCCUGGGUGCUGUCGUCUUUCUGCUCUUCAUUGUUGUCGCCAUUGUAUGUAUCAGACGACGACGACAUUUUGUGCCUCAUCGAUUUUCUAGAUUUUCAAAUUCCCUGGGAUCAGGACCAAUUAAUUAAGGGAAAUCUAAAAAUAUGUCACUCCUGCUCAAGUAUAUAUUUUUUCUCCCUUGUUGAUUAUAUGAAUUUUAAAUUCUGUUGGUAGAAAAAAAAAUGGACUAGCUUUCAUAUUGAAAUAAAUAUGAAAGGAUCGAGAUUUAUAAUUUCAUUUGUUAAACAUGGGUAUUAAAUUUAUAUUUUUUAGUCAGUUUUUAUCUAUUGUUUUGAAUUGAUGUGAAAUGUUAAAAAUGCCAAAAUCUGGUGUGAAAGAUAUUUUUCAUUUUACAGUAAUUUAUAAGUCUGUUUUGAUGAUAAGUCCCAGAAUUUUGCCCACACUCAGUGUGUACAUUUAUGUCUGACUUGUUCUUAUGAAGUAAUUUCCAUUUACCGGUUGUGCCUUUGUUGCAUUCCACAAACUGUGCAUUGAAAAUUGAAUAUGUUGUAGAAUUUCUCAAGUUUUAUUUAUGAUACAUACAAUGUAAAAUUGAAAAUACUGUGAAAACACAAAUUUUCGUGGGGGUUUAAUUUUCAUUGUUUUCAAGGUACGAUUCAUGACCACCACGAAAUGUAAAAUGUUACAUAUAUAAGUACUCAUUAAUUCUUGAUCCACGAAAUCAAAUCCCCCUGAACCAAGAGAUUUUCCUCAAACCACGAAAAUUUGACCCCAUGAUAAUAUAUGAUUUUACAGUAUUUAAUAUCUUGUCUUUUUGUUGUUUAGGGUGCUAUAUUAUGAAAAAUUGAAUUAGAAGAUGUAGGUUUCUUGUUCAUGAAGAAAAUAUAUUCAUAAUAUUCCCCAUUUUUCUUUUCUCAGAUUUAUUAUGAUGAAUAAUUUAUGUAGCAUUGCAAUAGAUGAUACAAUAAUUUUUAAGAUUUUGUGAAUUGACCAUGGACAUUUUCAAACCUUUUCAUGAAGUAUAUGUGAUAUAUUGUUGCACCAUGACAGGAACUGAAUACUGAGAUAUUGUUUAGGGUUGUAUAUCUUCAUCUGCAUAUCAUUUUGCUGGAUUCAUGUUUUUACAUCAUAUUAAUUACUAUCUAUAUACAGGG
Messenger RNA from Saccostrea cuccullata (small rock oyster), 2609 nucleotides. Its product is annotated as acid sphingomyelinase-like phosphodiesterase 3b. Gene Ontology annotation, molecular function: phosphoric diester hydrolase activity. NCBI's taxonomy places the organism in Eukaryota, Metazoa, Mollusca, Bivalvia, Ostreida, Ostreidae. The coding region runs from base 63 to 1583 and encodes 506 amino acids. The transcript has 6 exons. The record is from RefSeq and is a predicted model, not a curated record.